Molecule: messenger RNA, 6167 nt
Organism: Salarias fasciatus (jewelled blenny)
Lineage: Eukaryota; Metazoa; Chordata; Actinopteri; Blenniiformes; Blenniidae
Gene: ampd2a
Product: adenosine monophosphate deaminase 2a
Exons: 18
Coding region: 576-2873 (765 amino acids)
Biological process (GO): AMP metabolic process; IMP salvage
Cellular component (GO): cytosol
Molecular function (GO): AMP deaminase activity
Source: RefSeq, a predicted model, not a curated record
CCCGACCCAGUAUUUAAAUCCGGGAGCUUGAAGGCUGUGCUGCUCAUGCACUGAAAACCCGGUGUAAUCCAGGAAGCAGCUGAGAGGCAGAGAGCGAGAGAGAGAGAGACAGAGAGAGAGAGAGAGAGAGAGAGAGAGAGAGAGAGAGAGGAACACAGAGAAUCAGGGGGAAAAGAGGAAAAUAAACUGCUUCACCAGCACACUGGAGGAGGCGACAGUUACAGCAGGACAAGCAAAGGAAAAGACAAAAGGAGUGAAAAUUGUUGGAUCCUGGUGUGAGAGUAGCCCGGAACAUAUGCCGUCUCGCUCGUCUCUCUGUUCGCUGUCAUUAGCUCUCUUCCACUGUACCAGCGGGGGAGGGUACAUCAGCCGUCCCAGGCCUAGUUCCAUGUCCCAGCAUCCCGCAAGAGCUCAGACAAGGCCACUGCGACCGUUCCCGACACUGUGAGAGCAGGACAAGGCAGUGAGAGAGAGACCUCAGCGGUGCAUCUGGGCCAAAGACCUUGAAGCCUCAGCGAUCCCUGCCCGGGACGCCCGUUUCCCUCACACACUACCCCAUCGACCUGCGGACAUCCAUGGAUGAAAAGUACAAAGAGAUCGCUGAGGAGCUGUUCACACGCAGCAUGACGGAAAGCGAGAUGCGCAGCGCGCCGUACGAGUUCCCGGAGGACAGUCCCAUCGAGCAGCUGGAGGAGCGUCGGCAUCGCCUUGAAAGGCAAAUCAGUCAGGACAUCAAGCUUGAGCCCGAGAUCUUGCUCCGCGCCAAACAGGACUUCAUGAAAAUCGACAGUGCUGCAGACCUAGAGUUGAUGAAGGACGCGAACGUCGACGCUGUGGACAAUGCCUUCAUAGAGCGGGAAUUACCGAUGGAGAGGGAGUACCAACGGGUGUCAAUAUCUGGAGAGGAGAAGUGUGGGGUGCCAUUUUCUGACCUGGUAGAUGCCGCCAAGUGUGUGGUGAAGGCGUUAUUCAUCCGGGAGAAGUACAUGAACCGCUCCAUGCAGAACUUUUGCAAGACGACCACCCACGCCCUGCAAGAUCUUGAAAUGAGGAAUCAGGAUUUGGGAGUCUACGAUGACAUACCCGAGACCCCCGUCGACGCUGACGCACCGGUUCACCCUCCUGCUUCUGAAACGCACCCUUAUGACCAUAUGGAUCCCAAAAACAUGCCCCCGGACACCGGCUAUGGCUGCAAGAUGGUGGAUGGAGUUGUUCAUGUUUACACCAAGAAAACUAACAUGGAUAAAAGUACGGAACUUGAUCUGUUGUAUCCUGACCUGAAGGAGUACAUUGCAGACAUGAAUGUGAUGAUGGCCCUCAUCAUCAACGGCCCAGUAAAGUCUUUCUGCUACCGCCGCCUGCAGUACCUGAGCUCUAAGUUUCAGAUGCACAUCCUGCUGAACGAGAUGAAGGAGCUGGCAGCUCAGAAGAAAGUUCCUCAUAGAGACUUCUACAAUAUAAGAAAGGUGGAUACCCACAUUCACGCGUCAUCCUGCAUGAACCAAAAGCACCUGCUGCGAUUCAUCAAGAGAGCCAUGAAGAAGUACCCCGAGGAGAUCGUUCACAUCGAGCAGGGGCGCGGUCAGACCCUCAGGGAUGUGUUUGAGUCCAUGAACCUGACGGCCUUCGACCUGAGCGUGGACACGCUGGACGUGCAUGCGGACCGGAACACUUUCCAUCGUUUCGACAAGUUCAACGCUAAAUACAAUCCCAUCGGAGAGUCCAUCCUCAGAGAGAUCUUCAUCAAGACCGACAAUCACGUUGAGGGCAAAUACUUUGCACACAUAGUUAAGGAGGUGAUGUUCGACUUGGAGGAGAGUAAGUACCAGAACUCUGAGCUCCGUCUCUCCAUCUACGGCCGCUCCCGAGACGAAUGGGACAAACUGGCUCAGUGGGCCGUCAAGCACAGGGUGUACUCUGAUAAUGUGCGCUGGCUCAUUCAGGUGCCACGUCUCUUCGAUGUGUACCACACCAAGAAACAGCUGGCUAACUUCCAGGAGAUGUUGGAGAAUAUAUUCAUGCCUCUGUUUGAAGCCACUAUUGAUCCUGGCAGCCACCCUGAGCUGCAUCUCUUCCUGGAUCACGUGGUGGGCUUUGACAGCGUGGACGAUGAGUCCAAACCCGAGCACCACAUCUUCAAUCUGGACAGCCCUUUGCCGGGGAACUGGACCGAAGAAGACAACCCACCUUACUCCUACUACCUCUACUACACCUAUGCCAACAUGACUGCACUCAACCACCUGCGACGGCGGCGAGGCUUUCAUACCUUUGUGCUCCGACCUCACUGCGGUGAAGCGGGACCCAUCCACCACCUGGUGUCGGGUUUCAUGCUGUCAGAGAACAUCUCUCACGGGCUGCUGCUGAGAAAGGCUCCAGUGCUGCAGUAUCUUUAUUACCUGGCUCAAAUUGGCAUCGCCAUGUCGCCGCUGAGUAACAACAGCCUGUUCCUCAGCUACCACCGCAACCCACUGCCGGAGUACCUCUCCAGAGGCCUCAUGGUGUCCCUCUCCACGGACGACCCUCUUCAGUUUCACUUCACCAAAGAGCCUCUGAUGGAGGAGUACAGCAUCGCAGCACAAGUGUGGAAAUUGAGUUCUUGUGACAUGUGUGAGCUGGCAAGAAACAGUGUUCUCAUGAGUGGCUUUUCCCACAAGGCGAAAAGCUACUGGCUGGGCCCCAGUUAUUCCAGAGAGGGUCCAGAGAGCAACGACAUCCGCCGCACCAACGUCCCCGACAUCCGCGUGGCGUACCGCAGCGAGACGCUCACCGAGGAGCUUCAUCUCAUCACUCACGCCGUGCGCACGGAGGAGCUGGACACCAUCGAGGAGGAGGAGGAUACUCUGACCAUGGGUCCUCUCCCGGGAAGACAAUGAGACUACGCUCACCUCUUCUUCAGUAAAUCUCCAAACCUGCGGUCCACUCAGCAUGAUGACGCCCGACACAUAGCGGUGUGAGAGAAGUUCUGGUUUUCAUCCUGUUCAGAGUAUCGGUCGCUGACCAUCGGUAUGCCCCGCUCACAGCCACACAGUCACCACAAAGCCAAGUAUGCGGGUCACCCAGGUCACCUCAGCUCUGACGUGCUGUGAUUUCUCAUGCCUGAAUUCUUUAUGUUGAUGAACAAAAUCAGAACUCCCUUUUUUUUCCAGACUUCCUCUAAAGUUCUACAUCGGUCCACGUUAUGAAGGUUUACAGGAAUGAGCUUCAGGGGUUUUAGUGAAUGAGCAGCAUGUUCCUCUUCCUGUGCCAGUAAAGCUCACAGAUAAUCCCUGUUGUCCUGUUUGUUCUUCAGUCACGUUUUCAUAGUGAGUCUCCUUUUCACUAAACAGCAUGGCUGCUUAUGAAAGAAAAAACUGCAGCAAGUCAGGCGUACCUGCACACCUCUCUCUGUCAUGUUUGAGUCUGUUGAAUGCCGCGUCACUGAACUGUAGAAAUGUGUAGUUUUUUUUUUUGUGUGAUUUGAUUUAAUUUGCCAAAUUGCACAUUUAGAAUUAUUAUUCCAUGAUUCUGAGACAACUUAAGCUCAGAAAGGUAUUAAAAGAAAACCUGCAUGGCCCUCGUGUUAAAGGGAAGCAGACUUUCUUUUAAAGCCCCACCCUCAGCACACAAAGCUGUUCUUACUUCUGGUAAGCCCAAUGUUAUUCCACGGAUCUGUGCAUGAAAACCGCUAUUGCAAGAGGCACUGUGGCUAAUGUAAACAACGGCAGCAGUGCUUUUAGCUUUCAUUUUGGCACUGAAUCACCCCAGUUUGUUCAUUCCGACGCAGCCCGCUUCGAUGUUGCUGUUGCAUCAGUCCAUCUUUAAUUCCAUGCGGUCUCUUGCAGGAUCAUUUGUAGAAACCCGUGUGCUUCUCCAGGGGUUUUGACGGUACUGGUCUGUCCCUGAUGUGUGAGCCACAGGCUGCCAGGGGGAAUCAUUGCAUGUCGGAUGCCUAAGUAAUGGAGUUCUUGUCGAAUUUGGUUGAAUUCCUUCCUCAGACGAUGAAUCCUAGUCGACAAAUUGGAGAAACGCCUCACUUGUUUAUCUCUUUAGUGGUUUUCUUUUUGGGCCCACACAGCUGCCAGAAGUGCCACCUUGUCUUCAUAGUGGGAAACUUCAUUAUUAAAGUCCUCUGUGAUCAGUGUCGUACUUCCUCAGACCGAUCUGGAACACACUUUCCAUUUUCGGUCUGGUGAGUCCAACCAUUUUCCCCAAAACAUGCAGGGGUCUGGACACUGGGCUCCUUGUCGAUGUCCCACUUGGCUCUGAUUGUUUAGUCGACAUCUGGUUUCCAGGUACAAAACUUUUAUCUUCCAGAGUUUUGUUUGCGGCCUCCUGCUUGUUUACUUUAGCCUGUAAUUCAGUCUUUUUGUCUUCCAUGCCCAAUACACGCUGCUCAGCUUAUGAAACCUGCACCAAACAAUCGUUUACCUCUUCUUUCACGUCGUUUAUCACCUCCUCAAGCCCAUAAAGCUUUGCUGCAAAGCCUGUUUUCAGAGUUUGUGGCAGCUAAAAUACUGUCGACCUUCCUACCUGUGAGCUUUUCCAUGUUAUUGUUAGCAUUAGCUGGUCUUGUUAUUAUGGUCUUGAGUGGCCUUUGACGUCGCCGUACUCGUGUGGGUUCUCUGACGUGCACCGAUCAUUGCAGAAAACAGGAUAUGUAGCAUAAACUGUGGUCGCAGGAGAGGAGCAGGUUGAAACACGUUCGCCUCGGCGGCCGCCAUGACCACCGGUCGGACGGAGACUUUUUGUUGAUGAUGGAAAACAUUCCCUGAAGCAAACAGAGGAAACUGUUGGAGUUCCAUUGUGUAUUUCUUUGGUGGAAGAGACGUAAGAAGACUUUUUUAAUCACAGCACAAGCAAGUGUAGAGGAAUUCUCACCAUUACCUCACUCCAUACUCUUUCGGGCCCUGAUCGGUCUCAUUCCUUCUCCACUGAGCAAAAACUCUACAUUGUCUUUUCUUUGCAUGCAGUGCACUGUACAUUUGCACCAAGAAAUUCAUAGUGCCUUUUCAUUUGUAGCUUUGUGCAUUGCAUGUCCAGUUUUUUUCUCUCUCUGACAUACAGCAAGCGUCCCGUGUUUCCUCCCUCAGUCAGAGUACAGUUUGGCCUCCACACUGUCCUGAAGCCCGCACCGCUGGGACCACCUUGCUGCAUGCUCACUUUAAACUUUGGCCUUUGAAGGGAAAGUGUAGUUUGUUCUUUGCUGAUAAGUGCUUUACCUGCAUGCCUGCAUGACUAAUUGUUGGCAGGAGAGAAAAAGAGAUGUUUACAGUGAACUGUAAAGCUACAGAUAUGUUAGAGAAAAAAAAAAAAAACAUUCACGAGAAAACACUUGUCUAAUUCAGGGCUGCCGACCAGCAUUCGAUCUGUUUGUAAAGAAGCAAACAGAUUUAAACUCAGCAUUGUAGAAACACGCUUACCAUGCUGGGACAUGGUUAAGACUGUUGCAUGAAUCUUGUAGCAUUGUUGUUCAAAGGUACAUCAUGUAAACUUUGAAUUUCCGUCUCGUAAGGCCACUUUGUGCAAAGGGUCAUGUUGCUGAGGCUCCAUGACGCCGUGCCUUCAGUCCUGCUCAGUUAGCCACACUGUCUGAAGUAACAUCACUAAAACUCAUCAUAAAUACAACAAACCAGAACAUGAAGAAUGACUGUGUGUUUAUUUUCCUCAAAGUGCAGAUAAUACUUAUCAAUUUGUUUGAAAUGUUUCAUUAUAAUGAUUUUGAUAGUAUGUUUUUUGGGUUUUUUUUUGUUUUUUUUGCAUAUAAUGACGUUCCUCCAUGUAGCACCAAAGAGAGCUUUAACACCACUGGUGAUACGUGUGCCAGUUUCAGAAUCCGUGAGUCAGAAUUUAGCUGUUUUCAUGAGUUGUACAGACCAAUCGGAGGCUCUCCACCGUGACACCACGAUCAAAGCACUAUGGCUUUUUGUUAGGAGACAAUGUCAGAAAGUUAAUUUUACCUUGAAGUUUACACUGAUGUCUAAUAAUCCUCACAUGCGAUGUUGGCUCGUGGUUCACGUUUCAGUGUGCUCAGCUCUAUUUUUAGUGAGAAAACAGCUGCAACCAACCACAUGUCAACAUGUGUUUCAAUACUCUUUGUGUCUGGAUGCACAAAAGACCUACUUUUAAUUAUCAAACAAACACUUUAUGUCUGAUUUGUUACCUAGAUAAUUGUAUCUUUGUCUGGAUGA